Molecule: messenger RNA, 384 nt
Organism: Aspergillus terreus NIH2624
Lineage: Eukaryota; Fungi; Ascomycota; Eurotiomycetes; Eurotiales; Aspergillaceae
Exons: 1
Coding region: 1-384 (127 amino acids)
Source: RefSeq, a predicted model, not a curated record
AUGGCCAGCCGGAAAGCGCUGAAGAAUGGGUCUCUUCACGGGUUGCUCGAUCCGUGGCUUGAUCUAUGUCAAACAAGGGGGUGUCGCACUAUGGAGCUAUCACAGCGGGAUACAGAGUGUAGGUUGGGAUCAAUCUACUAUAACGGGGACCCAUGGCAAGUGGAUGCGAAGGUGAUGCAGAAACCUGCACGAACUCGACCGCAGGCCCACUAUGCUCGUUCUCGUCUUGCUACGCUGGCCAUCGGAUUCAGCUUGAAUCAUCGGGAAUCCCUCGGACGAGGCGCUGUGCCAUCCCUCCAUUCCACAGUGAGUCAAGUUUCAGUCGUACCUUUAGACCUCGACAGGUUCACCGCCCCUGCUGCAAACGAUGGAUUAAUCCAGUGA